Myxocyprinus asiaticus (Chinese sucker) is the source of this 937-nucleotide messenger RNA. It is a transcript of the gene tp53rk, whose product is annotated as TP53 regulating kinase. Gene Ontology annotation, cellular component: cytosol; nucleus; EKC/KEOPS complex. Bases 54 to 767 code for a protein of 237 amino acids. The transcript has 2 exons. Gene Ontology annotation, biological process: protein phosphorylation. The record is from RefSeq and is a predicted model, not a curated record. Gene Ontology annotation, molecular function: ATP binding; protein serine/threonine kinase activity. Lineage: Eukaryota; Metazoa; Chordata; Actinopteri; Cypriniformes; Catostomidae.
UUUUCCGGAAGCAGAUAAGCACAUUGUGGCAGUCAAAGAUUCUGGUUAGAAACAUGGCACAAUCAGACUUACCUAAACACAAUGCGUCGUCUUAUUUAGCAGAGGCACAGUUGAUUAAACAGGGUGCUGAAGCCCGUGUCUAUAGAGGCAGGCUUUUGGGCCGGUCCGUAAUUAUUAAAGAGAGAUUCCCAAAAUUAUAUCGCCACCCUGCUGUCGAUGAGAAACUGACGCGCCGCAGAACCACGCAGGAGGUGCGAUCCAUAUUGCGCUGCAGGAGGGCAGGUAUUAACGCACCAGUUGUUUAUUUUGUUGACUACACCACCCACUGCAUCUUCUUGGAGGACAUUGUUCACUCAGUAUCUGUAAGAGACCACAUUGUAUCAGCUCAAGCAUCAGGAGAAACCACAGAACAUCUCCAAACUCUUGCUGACAAGAUGGGUGAAAUCCUGGCUCAGAUGCACAAUGAAGAUGUUGUCCAUGGUGACCUCACAACAUCCAACAUGCUUCUGGUCAAUGGAGCUGAGAACAAAAACAUCAACCUGGUUCUGAUUGACUUUGGGUUGAGUUUCAUCUCUGCCCUGCCUGAGGAUAAAGGUGUUGACUUGUAUGUGUUAGAGAAAGCAUUUCUCAGCACUCACCCCAAUACAGAGGCUCUGUUUAAAAGACUUCUGAAAAGUUACACUGCUUCAUCCAAAAAGGCCCCUGCGGUCAUCAAAAAAUUGGAUGAGGUUCGGUUAAGAGGUCGGAAGAGGUCUAUGGUUGGGUAACAUGCAGUAGUUAUUGUCUGCCAUGAAACGGUGUCACUAGAACAUUCAAUGUUUGAUGUUGAAAAAGGUAUAUGUGUCAAUUAGAUUGACUCAUUCUUUGUUGUAACACGCAGAACAUAAUAAUGAAGUAGCAUAAUAGAACAUUAUAAUAAACAAAGGUUUUAUUCUCA